Salarias fasciatus (jewelled blenny) is the source of this 5401-nucleotide messenger RNA. Its product is annotated as ras-specific guanine nucleotide-releasing factor RalGPS1-like. Gene Ontology annotation, molecular function: guanyl-nucleotide exchange factor activity. NCBI's taxonomy places the organism in Eukaryota, Metazoa, Chordata, Actinopteri, Blenniiformes, Blenniidae. Gene Ontology annotation, biological process: Ras protein signal transduction. The transcript has 20 exons. Gene Ontology annotation, cellular component: plasma membrane. The record is from RefSeq and is a predicted model, not a curated record. Bases 370 to 2115 code for a protein of 581 amino acids.
UUCUUCAUUUUCACUCCUUUCUCUUUCCCUCUGCGGCUCUGCUUCUGAUGUUCUGAUGUUAUUCUCGGGUCGCACGUCCCCUCCUCGCUCCCUCCUUCCUCUGCGUCUCGCGGAGACGUAACGUCGCCCCGCCGUGCUCACGUGAAGCGGGAGUGAGUCCCAGGACGCCGCCGGGGACCCGCAGGCUGUCGCCCCGCAAAUCACGCGUCUUGCGGCCGAGCUCCGGCGGACCUAUGCUGUCGCUUUCACGGUCACGGCAGCAGCAGGAGGCGCAGCGGGAGGUGCACCGGGGGCUGUGCCCGAAGACGAGGAAUGGAUGAGAGGUAAUGUGUGCUCCAGACCUGUGCUUCCCACCCCUCCCUCGUGAGCAUGUAUCGCAGGAACGGGCUCUCAGACGGCACCAGCAUCCACUCCUUCAGCUCCGAGGCCAGCAGCAGCUCGGACUCUCUGGACGGACCCUGCUUGGAUCACACCAAGAGCUAUGAUGCCGUCAUUUUUGACGUGCUGAAGGUGACGCCCGAGGAGUUCGCUAGUCAAAUCACUUUGAUGGAUGCUCCAGUCUUUAAAGCCAUUCAGCCAGAGGAACUCUCCAGCUGUGGAUGGAACGGGAAGGAGAAACACAGUCUGGCUCCCAACGUGGUCGCUUUCACGCGCAGGUUCAAUCAGGUGAGCUUUUGGCUGGUGAGGGAAAUCCUAACUGCCCAGACGCUGAAGAUUCGAGCUGAAAUACUGAGUCAUUUCGUCAAAAUAGCAAAGAAGCUGCUCGACCUGAACAACCUCCACUCUCUGGUGUCGGUGGUGUCGGCGCUGCAGAGCGCUCCCAUCUUCAGACUCAGCAAGACGUGGGCCCUGAUCAGUCGGAAGGACAAGGCCACGUUUGAGAAGCUGAACUACCUGACGUCCAAAGAGGAGAACUACACCUGCAUGAGGGAGUACAUCCGCUCUCUGAAGAUGGUGCCCUGUAUUCCCUACCUGGGGAUCUACCUGCUGGACAUGAUUUACAUCGACUCGGCCUAUCCUGCGUCUGACAGCAUCAUCGAGACGCAGCAGCGGACCAAUCAGAUGAACAACCUGCUCAGAGUCAUCUCCGACCUCCAGAUGUCCUGUAACUAUGAUCACCUGGUGACGCUGCCACAUGUCCAGAAAUACCUGCUGUCGGUUCGUUACAUCGAGGAACUGCAGAAGUUCGUGGAGGACGACAACUUCAAGCUUUCUUUGAAGAUCGAGCCUGGAAACAGUUCACCUCGCAUCGCCUCCUCUAAAGAAGACCUGGCAGGUCUGUCUGAAGUGUCCUCCUCGGUGAGAUUCCACCGCCGGCCCACCUGCCCCGACGCCUCGGUGGGGAUUCACAUCCCCACCCCCCCUCCGUCUCACCACAGGAAGAGCCACAGUCUGGGAAACGACAUGAUGUGUCAGUACGGCAUCUCGGAGAGCCGCAGCGCCACGUUCCCCAUCGAGAAGGCCCGCCACCUGCUGGACGACAGCUUCCUGGAGUCCCACAGUCCGGCCAGGAACGACCCGCACUGCACCUCCGUGUCCAACGGCCUCUCCAUAGGCAGCAGUGAGAGCUCGUUUGAAGAGGAGCUGUCGCCCGGAAUGGAGAGAGGCCGCAUGUACGCAACGCUGGGCCCCAACUGGAGGGUUCCCCUCCGCGCCUCGCCCCGCAGCCACAGCUACGUUUACAGCUUCUCUGCGACCACCUCCUGCUACGAGUGCAGUGAGGGAACCAGCGUGACCAUCGAAGGCCCUCUGAAAAGGAAAACGCUGCUGAAAGAGGGACGGAAGCCAAAGCUGACUUCAUGGACCAGGUUUUGGAUCGCCCUGUCUGGAUCGACGCUCACAUUCUACGGGACUAAAGCACUAAGAGCCUCCGAAAGGAAACAUUACAAGUCCAACCCCUGUAAGAAGGUGUGUGUGACUGGAUGGAUGGUGGUGCUGCCGGACGACCCGGCCAGACCCAACAUCUUCCAGCUCAACGAUCCAGAGAAGGGAAAUGUUUACAAGUUCCAGACCGGGUCCAGGUUUUCAGCCAUCAUCUGGCACAAAAACCUGGAGGAAGCCUGUCGGAGCAGCAGACCUCAGCAGAUACCAGCCAACCUCAUGUCGUUUGACUGAAAGCAGCCGUGGUGGGACAGCGGUGCGCCAAACGACGAGCAGCAGAGCAGCGUGUCGUUACCUGAAGAGACGGUACCGGCACGGUGAACUCUGACCCCGGAGCUGUCGCCACCAUGUCAGCAGGCCUGUGUUUCUCUGCUCAGCUGGCUUCCUCCCCCGCCGGGCGGUGCACUCAGGCUUUGGCCCACAUUGGGCUCUGUAAAAUGUGUCAAAUGCGUGUUUGAGUAGAGUCGUCCGAAGACCUUCAGUUUACACACCAGUGUUGAGUUCUGACCUGGACGCUGCUGGAACGCCCAUCCUGUGAAAAACUCCCCGCUUUCUUUUGUAUUUCGCAUCACGGACGCCGCAGAAGGUGAAGGGUCUGCGGUCAGAGCCUCAUGUUUGAACAAUCAGCGGUGGUCAGACUGUCUCCUCCGGAGAGGACAGAGCCGAACACUCCAUCCUCCAUGUCUGUAAUAUACUGGACUUUAUCCAAGGUUUUUAAGCUGUUUUAACAUUUGACCAUCAAAUGGAAAAUGAAUUGAGUCACAUUGAGUCAGAAGUUGUUUGUGGAGAUAGAAGUAAAGGGAAGAUAAUCGGUGAACCCUGCAGAACCGGCUCCAGUGGAGGAUUCUGCUCCUGCUGGGAUUAAAAAUACAUUGUUUUGCUGCAAAUGAAAUUUUAGUGAUAUGAAAUGUUGUAACGAUGGCGAAAUGAAGUGAAACAGAAGUGGAAGGAGCCGCCGACCAUGGAGGGACGAGCGCAGCUCGUCUUUGGAAUGUAGAAAAGAAUUGAGAUAUUUUUGUAACAGAUUAAGGAGAUGUGAAGAUAAUGCUGCACUAGGAGAAACAAAGCCUUUCAGGCCCCUUCAGGCCCUGGGCCCCCGUCGUCUGCGACUGGAUGAACUCGGGUCCAGAUGAACCCGUCACCUGAGAGUUGAACCAUCAACCCUGAUGUCAGGUUGAAACAUGAGCUUCAUCAAAACAUCUCUCCUCUUUCUGAGGUGUGGCCACCGUGUUUUCCAGGCUAUAAGUCGCAUCGGUCCAAAAAUUUUAUUUUGAAAUUAAUUUCAGAAAAUCUAAAACCAAAAAAGACCAUUUGGAUAUUCAACUGCUCCCAGAACGACAGGCUAAACCACAGCAACACUAGUUCACCGAAAACCUGGUCUCCUUCCACAUGACUGAACCCACUGAGCUCAAUCCAGAGGGAUUCAGAGCUCAGUGAGCCACAGGACGGACGAACAGACAAGCUAACAGGCUAACAGCUGGCUGACAGCGAUCGUUAAGCUAACAGACCAACAGCUGGCUGACGGCGAUCACUAAGCUAACAGACCAACAGUCGGCUGAGACUGAUCGCUAAAUUAAUAGACUAACAGCCGACUGACAGCGAUCGCUAAGCUAGCAGCCUAACAGCUGGCUGACGCGAUCGCUAAGCUAACAGACUAACACCUGGCUGACGCCGAUCGUUAAGCUAACAGACUAACACCUAGCUGACGGCGAUUGCUAAGCUAACAGACCAACAGCUGGCUGACGGUGAUCGCUAAGCUAGCAGACUAACAGCUGGCUGACAGUGAUCGCUAAUCUAACAAACAGCUGGCUGACGCUGAUCGUUAAGCUAACAGAUCAACAGCUGGCUGACGGUGAUUGCUAAGCUAACAGACCAACAGCUGGCUGACGGCGAUCACUAAGCUAACAGACCAACAGUCGGCUGAGACUGAUCGCUAAAUUAAUAGACUAACAGCCGACUGACAGCGAUCGCUAAGCUAGCAGCCUAACAGCUGGCUGACGCCAAUCGCUAAGCUAACAGACUAACACCUAGCUGACGGCGAUUGCUAAGCUAACAGACCAACAGCUGGCUGACGGUGAUCGCUAAGCUAACAGACUAACACCUGGCUGACGCCGAUCGUUAAGCUAACAGACUAACACCUAGCUGACGGCGAUUGCUAAGCUAACAGACCAACAGCUGGCUGACGGUGAUCGCUAAGCUAGCAGACUAACAGCUGGCUGACAGUGAUCGCUAAUCUAACAAACAGCUGGCUGACGCUGAUCGUUAAGCUAACAGAUCAACAGCUGGCUGACGGUGAUUGCUAAGCUAACAGACCAACAGCUGGCUGACGGCGAUCACUAAGCUAACAGACCAACAGUCGGCUGAGACUGAUCGCUAAAUUAAUAGACUAACAGCCGACUGACGGCGAUCGCUAAGCUAGCAGCCUAACAGGUGGCUGACGCCAAUCGCUAAGCUAACAGACUAACACCUAGCUGACGGCGAUUGCUAAGCUAACAGACCAACAGCUGGCUGACGGUGAUCGCUAAGCUAACAGACUAACACCUAGCUGACGGCGAUUGCUGAGCUAACAGACCAACAGCUGGCUGACGGUGAUCGCUAAGCUAGCAGACUAACAGCUGGCUAACAGUGAUCGCUAAGCUAACAAACAGCUGGCUGACGCUGAUCGUUAAGCUAACAGAUCAACAGCUGGCUGACGGCGAUCGCUAAGCUAACAGACUAACACCUGGCUGACGGUGAUCGCUAAGCUAACAAACAGCUGGCUGACGGUGAUCGCUAAGCUAACAAACCAACAGUCAGCUGAUGGUGACGUCGCUAAGCUAACAGACCAACAGUCGGCUGAGACUGAUCGCUAAAUUAAUAGACUAACAGCCGACUGACAGUGAUCGCUAAGCUAACAGAUCAUCAGCUGGCUGACAGCGAUCGCCAAGCUGGCUGAGGGCGACGUAGCUAAGCUAACAGACUAACAGCCGGCUGAGGCCGAUCACUAAGCUAAUAGACUAACAGCUGACAAUGACUAUACUAACAGCUGUCUCAGUGGUCUGAAUGUUCAUGUUUGCAGUUGAGUGGACAGGAUCCAGAGCGCCCUCUCAUGGCUGUAAACAGUCAUGUUUCCUCCAUGGUUCAUGACAGUCAGGAUGAAACAAAGUUGUUCAGUUAAAUACAUUUCGGUAGGUACGUGAGAGGAGCAGCCAAACUAUGGAAAAAAGUGACUUAUAGUCCAGAAAAUACAGCGACUCAUUUUCCUUUCAUAGCUGCAGAAAAGCAUCUCACUCAUGUUAAACCCUCAAUAUCAGACUUUGUUUUGUGAAGAGAGGUUUCAGAAAGCCAGACAUGUGGGUUUGAUGUUUUUGACAGGUGGGAGUUGCAUUAAUGGGAAUAUUGAGAUGAGCUCGGUUCUUUGGGUUGUUUCUGAACCUGUUCCCUCAUUAGACGAUUCAGUGUUUCUCUUGACUGGUUUUGUUUGUUUCCCCCCAAACUGUGAAUUGCUUAAGGUUUAAUUAAAUGUAUUUGUAUAAAGGUU